UUUAUACUUUUUUUUUAACGUUUUCAAACUGUAGAUGCUGGAAUCGGUGUAUAAAAAAAUCUGUGUAUAAGAAGGGCCGACUGUAUUAAUAGCAGUUUGUUAAAACAACCUUCCCUUCCCAUCCCCUGUCAAAAGACAGUGUUUUAGUUGUUGCAUAUCAAUGCUGAUAUAGAAGGAAUAACAGCUAAAGAUUGUAUCAUCCUUGAUAUGAAAUGAAUAAAAGACAGGCUGACUUUUGUCAGUUUAGCCUAUUCCUAAGAAUAUGUCAGAACCUAAGGAGCAAUUUUCACUCUUAAGAAGUGGUUUUCUUACAUGCCUAGUGUUCUUUUUUCUUUAUUUGUUUAAUAACUAUACAAUAGUGCAAUUUUUAAAAUAAGACUUGUCAAAAUGUGUUUGUUUUCUACAUAUACAGGCACUGUGUGGUUUUUGUAUGGGUUGAGUCUCCCUUAUCCAAAAUGCUUGGAACCAGAAGUGGUUUGGAUUUUUGAUUUUUUCAGGUUUUAUAUUUGCUGUAUAUAAGUAAGAUGAUAUUUAGUUUCUUUUUAUGUGUUAACUUGUAUUGUAUAUCUUUGCAUUAUGGUGUGUUACAGCUAUUUUGAUUUUCACUGUGACAUUUUAAUAUUUUUUUCAUGCGGGUAAAGCAGACGGCCAUGAAGGAACAGGUAGAGGCCACUCCAGCCAUGGUUGGCUGCAAUUGGCCCAGGACCACAACAACUGCAUGGCCUGCUCUCAAAGUGGGCUGCUGCCACAGUCCCAAAACCAGCCACUGGCAGGAGCGGCUUUUUGCCACUCCUUUUUCCUUUUCAGGCCACCUUUAGCAGACUCAGAGCAGCUUAUGAACAUCAUGACCCUGAAGCAGUCAGAAGCUGCUUCUUUCGGCUCAUCUAUUUUGGGCCUUAGUUAACAAAAUUUGAACAUGUUAUUCAUUUGCAGUUUCGUUCACUAGAUACAUCCCAAUUUUGUAUGAUGAUUUGAAGGGCAGGAUGGUAACCUCUAAUUCUAAUUAGUCCUCCAGAUAUGCCUUAGAAUUAGAAUUCUAAGUCUAGUUUUCCAGCCACACACAUAAUUCGGUAUAGGCUGAGUUGCAUUGCUGCCAUUCCCACCACAAACUACAUUGUUACCUACUGGUGAGAAGGGGAUCUGAUCUGCAUUGAAAGAGAUGGUGAGAAGAAGAGGUCACAAAUUCCCCACUCCUGAUACUCAGUGUGAAAUGUGGAAGCCAUGAAAUGUAAAGUCAAUCCUACCAAGGGAGUCUUGAACUGAAGGUUAAAAAAAUCUUCCAGACCCACCUCCACCGGCUCAGGAAGGAAAGCUGAUAAGCAGCAAAUUGGUUGAGAUAUGAAAAGAAUUUCCCAUCUUGUCUCUGAAGCUCGUAAUCAGUUGCAGAGGGAGCAGAGCCGGGAGGGUGAAUCACCAGCAAGAGCCAAUAAAACGCUCAUUGAGGCAGGCACAUUGCACACAGCUGAACUCUACGAAGCAGAGUCAGGAAGAGGAGGCAGAGGAGCAAAGGCAGACAGACUGGGAGCUUUGAUAUCACCAUGAGGGAAAUUGUUCACAUUCAGGCUGGCCAGUGCGGAAACCAAAUUGGAACCAAGUUUUGGGAAGUGAUCAGCGAUGAACACGGAAUUGACCCAGCUGGAGGCUACGUUGGUGACUCACCCUUGCAGCUGGAGAGGAUCAGUGUCUACUACAAUGAAUCAUCAUCCCAAACAUACGUGCCCAGAGCGAUUUUGGUGGACUUGGAGCCUGGAACCAUGGAUAGUGUGCGAUCUGGUCCAUUUGGACAACUCUUUCGGCCUGAUAAUUUCAUAUUUGGACAAACUGGUGCUGGAAAUAACUGGGCCAAAGGACACUAUACAGAAGGAGCUGAGCUUGUAGAUUCAGUGCUUGAUAUAGUAAGAAAAGAAUGUGAACACUGCGAUUGCUUGCAGGGAUUUCAGCUCACUCAUUCUCUUGGAGGCGGCACAGGUUCUGGGAUGGGAACACUGCUCAUUAGCAAAAUCCGAGAAGAAUAUCCUGAUAGGAUAAUGAAUACUUUCAGUGUCAUGCCAUCUCCGAAAGUCUCUGACACUGUGGUGGAGCCGUAUAAUGCCACACUUUCAGUCCAUCAGCUGGUUGAGAAUACAGAUGAAACCUACUGCAUUGAUAAUGAGGCGCUGUAUGAUAUUUGCUUCCGCACUUUAAAGCUCACCACUCCAACAUACGGUGACUUGAACCACUUGGUGUCCGCUACAAUGAGUGGAGUAACUACAUCGUUGCGUUUUCCAGGCCAACUGAAUGCGGAUCUGCGCAAGCUGGCAGUAAAUAUGGUUCCGUUCCCACGUUUACACUUUUUUAUGCCAGGAUUUGCCCCAUUGACUGCCAGAGGGAGCCAGCAAUAUCGGGCCCUCACAGUCCCAGAGCUCACUCAACAGAUGUUUGAUGCCAAAAACAUGAUGGCUGCUUGCGACCCAAGACAUGGAAGGUAUCUGACAGUAGCUACAGUCUUCCGAGGUCCCAUGUCUAUGAAAGAGGUUGAUGAACAGAUGCUGGCCAUCCAAAAUAAGAACAGCAGCUAUUUUGUGGAAUGGAUCCCAAACAACGUCAAAGUGGCAGUCUGUGAUAUAGCACCCCGUGGCCUCAAGAUGGCUUCCACCUUUAUUGGCAACAGCACAGCAAUCCAAGAGCUCUUCAAAAGAAUUUCAGAGCAGUUCUCUGCCAUGUUUAGAAGAAAGGCUUUUCUUCACUGGUUUACAGGGGAAGGAAUGGAUGAGAUGGAAUUUACAGAAGCAGAAAGCAACAUGAAUGACCUUGUGUCAGAGUACCAGCAGUACCAAGAAGCCACAGCAAAUGAUGGAGAUGAGACAUUUGAAGAUGAUGAGGAAGAAAUUAAUGAAUAAGGUCAAUUCAAUCCUGUUCCAAAAAUGCUCAAGUUUGAAUAGCUAGCACUUGCUCAACAUUUUUCCAGGAUAAUAGAGUAUUUAGGGCUCCUCCCAAGGGUCUACUACUUUGGUGUGGAGGUUGUGCACUCUGUGCCACAUGUUAAUUAGAGAUUCUGCUCUGGUCCACAGUCUCUUGACUUGGGAAUUUUGGAUGAAAAUGCCAAUGCAGAUACUGGGAGACAUAUUUUUAGAAAUGUCCCUGUUUAAGAGCAGAAUGUGUGUGGGUUGUUUUUUUUUUAAAAAAGAACUAUGUUGUUUUUUCUUGAACUGUGACUUAGAAAAAAAUAAACUCAGGCUGCAGUCAUAUUUGCAGUUCCUUGAAAGUAAAGUAAUUGAUAACAAUGGAACUUGCAUCCAAGUAAACAUGUUUUAGACUUGCAGUGAAUGAAUGUUUUGAGUGCUAUUCUGUACUGAGUUGCUGGGAACAAAUUCUGUUAAUAAAAAUAAAGGAAAAAAGCAUCUC
This is a messenger RNA of Sceloporus undulatus (fence lizard), 3384 nucleotides long. RefSeq names its product tubulin beta 6 class V (gene TUBB6). NCBI's taxonomy places the organism in Eukaryota, Metazoa, Chordata, Lepidosauria, Squamata, Phrynosomatidae. Gene Ontology annotation, biological process: microtubule cytoskeleton organization; mitotic cell cycle. Gene Ontology annotation, molecular function: GTPase activity; GTP binding; structural constituent of cytoskeleton. The transcript is spliced from 5 exons. Bases 1539 to 2879 code for a protein of 446 amino acids. Gene Ontology annotation, cellular component: microtubule; cytoplasm. The record is from RefSeq and is a predicted model, not a curated record.